AAUUAGGGUUUCUAGUCCAUCCUCUUCCAAUUCCCCGAUCGGAGAAAUCUCCCGACCCUCCUCCUCCUUUGCCACCGAAACUCUUGCCUUUACCACCGUUAUUCUUCCCGGAGUUUUUCUUUCCACCAUUGCUGCUCUUCCGUCCUUCUGUGUAGAGAGUUUCUGCGGGUACAGCACCGAGCAAGCCUGAGAGAGGAGCACCGGUAGUUGGGACAUUCGGCUGGGGUCCUUGAGCAUAGAGACGACGCUCCUCGUGACCGACAAGCCGGGAUUGAAGUUCAUCCGUAUUCAUAGUCGCGCCACUACUGGUCGAGAAAGUCCUCCUGGGCGGCGGUUUGAAUGAGAAACGAAGUUGCAAGAGAUGUUCACGCCUCCUGAGAAGUCUUGGCAGCAAGAAGAGUCACGCCAAUUUCCUCUGUAACUGAGUGUUGAUUAUUAUGUUCGUUCAUCGGCUUUCAAGAGUUGCAACCCAGAUUGCUCGUGAGCUUUCAAGAGGCAAAUGUACAUCAAUAGUCAGAAGAGGCUAUUUACAAAGACCGUCCACCCAAUUUGUGCAAAGUCAGUUUCAACAGGAGGUGGAGACUAAGUUGUACUGUGAUAGCAUAAUACAGAAACAUCACCUUUAUUCUACCUCGGCUUCUAACAAUGCUAAUGAGGAUAGGGUUGAACAGAAAGAGAAGAUAUCUGUUACCUUUGUCGACAAGGAUGGAGAAGAAAAGCAUAUUAAGGUCCCUAUUGGAAUGUCAAUGUUAGAAGCUGCUCAUGAAAAUGAUAUAGAACUCGAAGGAGCUUGUGAAGGUUCACUUGCCUGUUCAACAUGUCACGUGAUUGUGAUGAACAUGCAAUACUAUAAUAAGUUGGAGGACCCAACCGAUGAAGAAAAUGACAUGUUGGAUCUGGCUUUUGGGCUGACAGAUACGUCCCGUCUGGGGUGUCAAGUAAUUGCUACACCUGAGCUUGAUGGAAUUCGCCUGGCUAUUCCUGCUGCGACCCGAAAUUUUGCUGUUGAUGGGUAUGUACCUAAACCACAUUAACACGAGAGGCAAGACAAUGUAAAGUGCUUGCUGAGUGUAAAGGAUGUCCUCAUCCCAGUUUUGUAGUUCUGGUGCUUUAAUCGACCAUAGCACUUAACUAUUUGUUCUGAGAGCAUUGCUAAUGUCGAUUUAAGAUCCAAUUGCGGAUA
Messenger RNA from Punica granatum (pomegranate), 1183 nucleotides. NCBI's taxonomy places the organism in Eukaryota, Viridiplantae, Streptophyta, Magnoliopsida, Myrtales, Lythraceae. The record is from RefSeq and is a predicted model, not a curated record.